Molecule: messenger RNA, 1227 nt
Organism: Pomacea canaliculata
Lineage: Eukaryota; Metazoa; Mollusca; Gastropoda; Architaenioglossa; Ampullariidae
Exons: 9
Coding region: 40-1227 (395 amino acids)
Molecular function (GO): protein binding
Source: RefSeq, a predicted model, not a curated record
CUGCGUGUGUUACAGACUAUCAGGGAGACCCACUUGCGGAUGGCAGCCCCCCGGGGUAACUCACGGGCCGUGGCGAGGACGAGGGGGACCAGACGUAGACAGGAGGAGGGUAGAAGUAGCCUGGAGCAGCUGUUGGAGGAGAUUAACAGAGGAAGACGGGCUGACGUCACAAGAAUCGUUCGCCUGCUGGACAGCGGUGACCUGGGGCCACCCCACGAACUCCAGGACACAAGACGAGUGCCGAUCCUAAACGUGGCUAUUAUGAAUCGAAGCAGUUUGGCUGCACGAAUCUUUCUUGACAGGGGAGCUAAUCCUAUGACUAGAGACCCGCAAGGCCACACCGCCCUCCAUGCAGCCGCCAUACAUGACAACUACCAGCUACUGGUCGACAUGAUGCAAGGAUGUGACGUCAAUGUGCAGGAUGACAGUGGCCAGACACCUUUGCACAUCGCAGCCAGAAACACCUGUGUGGAGACCUGCAGCUGGUUGGUUUUCUUAGGAGCCAAUCCUUACAUUCCGACAAGGAUUGGUCAGACUGCUAACGAGCUGACGACCUGGAACGUCAUACAUCAGAUACUACGGGAAUACUCCCCUGGUCGUCCUCCAGUCACAGUAAUGACACUCAGUCCGGGGUCUACAUUCAUGGCUGACGACCUCCACUUCUCCAUUCAGCUCCUGCCGCAAAGUAACACGAAUGAAAAAUUCAUCUUCCGCGCCUACACUGAGCUCAGCACCAACCUGACGUCACUGAGGACAGAGGACGAGGAGGUCUGGGGUCCGGUGACGGAGUACCGUGUGUUGCAGCAGCUGCGCGUGCAUCUCGUCUUCCCGCUGCGCGACAGUCUGGAGGACUUCUGUGAGCUCGUGCUGCGGAUGGUGUCAGCGGAUGGAAGUAAGAGAGACCUGACCCUGGAGGUCAGGGACCUCCGCUUGGCUCCAGCGGCGCAGGACCAAGAUUCGGGUGUUGAAGAUGAAGAAUCACCUGCGGCGGACUUGGAUGUUCCUUUUUCCGAAGGUCACGUGGACGCAGAGCUGGACUUGGCGGGAACUAUCUUGCUGGUGUACCGUCCCAUGCAACAGAAAGUAGAACUUGGUGAAGGCUGUAAUAAAAUAGAAUCCGCUGUGGGCAAUGGGGUAACACUCGGUGUGAACGAAGUCUUCAAAGGAAAAGUGAAAGGGCAACUUCAGAUCGAGCCAGUGUGCCAGUGCAAGACUCUCAAGCGCUGA